Molecule: messenger RNA, 942 nt
Organism: Orycteropus afer afer
Lineage: Eukaryota; Metazoa; Chordata; Mammalia; Tubulidentata; Orycteropodidae
Product: olfactory receptor 1D2
Biological process (GO): G protein-coupled receptor signaling pathway
Cellular component (GO): membrane
Molecular function (GO): G protein-coupled receptor activity; olfactory receptor activity
Source: RefSeq, a predicted model, not a curated record
AUGGAUGGAGACAACCAGACUGGGACCUCUGAGUUCCUGCUCGUUGGACUCUCGGAGAAUCCUGAGCAGCAGAGAAUCCUGUUUUGGAUGUUCCUGCCCAUGUACCUGGUCACGGUGGUGGGAAAUGUGCUCAUCAUCCUGGCCAUUGGCUCUGACUCCCGCCUGCACACUCCCAUGUACUUUUUCCUGGCCAAUCUGUCCUUCACCGACCUCUUCUUUGUCACCAACACAAUCCCCAAGAUGCUGGUGAACCUUCAGUCCCAGAGCAAAGCCAUCUCCUACGAAGGGUGCCUGACACAGCUCUACUUCCUGGUCUCCUUGGUGGCCCUGGACAACCUCAUCUUGGCUGUGAUGGCCUAUGAUCGCUAUGUGGCCAUCUGCCGCCCCCUCCACUACACUACAGCCAUGAGCCCUGGCCUCUGUAUCUUACUCUUGGCCUUGUGUUGGGUCUUCUCUGUCCUCUAUGGCCUCAUCCACACCCUACUCAUGACCAGGGUGACUUUCUGCGGCUCCCGAAAGAUCUACUACAUCUUCUGUGAGAUGUAUGUCCUGCUGAGGCUUGCAUGUUCCAACACCCAGGUAAAUCACACAGUGCUGAUUGUCACUGGCUGCUUCAUCUUCCUCACCCCAUUUGGAUUCAUGAUCAUGUCCUAUGUCAGGAUUGUCAGAGCCAUCUUACGAAUACCCUCAGUGACUGGGAAGUACAAAACCUUCUCUACCUGUGCUUCCCAUCUGGCUGUGGUCACCCUCUUCUAUGGGACGCUUGGUAUGGUAUACCUGCAGCCCCUCCACACGUAUUCCAUGAAGGACUCAGUGGCCACAGUGAUGUAUGCUGUGGUGACACCCAUGAUGAACCCUUUCAUCUACAGCCUGAGGAACAAAGACAUGCAUGGGGCUCUGGGAAAACUCUUCCUUGGGAAAGCCUUUCAGAGAUUGACAUAA